Echinococcus granulosus is the source of this 126-nucleotide messenger RNA. RefSeq lists its product as hypothetical. The transcript is spliced from 3 exons. Lineage: Eukaryota; Metazoa; Platyhelminthes; Cestoda; Cyclophyllidea; Taeniidae. Bases 1 to 126 code for a protein of 41 amino acids. The record is from RefSeq and is a predicted model, not a curated record.
AUGGCGGACUGGUGUUUAUACCAUAAAGGCGCCUCAUUUGGACGUGCGCAUGUUCGUUCCUCGCAGCUGUAUUUCAGUGAAUGCCCCAUCCUGUCAGAGCAUGAGACGGAGCCGAUAAAUGCCUAG